AUGACCUCCAGCUCUCUUCGCCAACCCAUUCGCAGAAUCGCAGAGCGAGCACAAAUCGAGACCAACUCUCUCUCAUCAUUCCCAUUCUCCGAUUCCCCGAUUCCCAACAUCCUCCACCAUCGAUCACUCCAAACGGAAAAGCCUAAGCUUCCUGGUGUGAGACCUGUCAUUUCGAAGGCAAGCAAAUCAAGAGCUGAUCUUCUCAUUGAGUCAUUGAAGCUGGCCAGCUCAGUGCUGUACCAAACAACUGACAAUACUCAAACCCAGGCCAGUCCAAGCCAGCCCAGUCCAAUACUCGAAGCCGAAUCCAUGCCAGUCUAG
This is a messenger RNA of Prunus armeniaca (apricot), 321 nucleotides long. The record is from the annotation of a GenBank genome assembly. Lineage: Eukaryota; Viridiplantae; Streptophyta; Magnoliopsida; Rosales; Rosaceae.